AUCACUUUUUAAAAACCAUUUUACAAUUUUUCUAUAUUAUCACUUCCUCCGUCUUCUUCAAUUCCAAUCCUCACCCUUUCAAUUUUCCCUCUACGCCAGCAGUCCCACGGCGCCAUUUCACGGUGGGCCGGUGGUGCUUUCACCCUUCUCCGUCACCUAUCAUCGUAAAAAUCAAACCUUUAUAAAAAAAAAACUUCAGACCCAAAAAAGAAAGAAAAGAGAAUGACUUUGAUUGCUUCUUUGUCUCUCUCACCACUACAAGCUAUACAAAGACAAUCACUUUCGGAUUCUAAUCGCUUCAAAUGUCAAUUUCGCUCUUCUUCUUCUUGUUCACCUCUGUCUUCUCUUCAUUCAUCAUCGCUUAGUAACUUUCUUGAUUUUAGACUACGGCGGAGACAGGGCGGCGGAUUGGUGCCGGUGGUAGCGUGUUCAACGACUCCGUUUAUGGGUAGAGUUGGUUCACAUUGGAGAGAUGGGAACAUGUCUCUGUUAUCUUUCUGUGGUGGAACUGAUGUUACGGAGAGAGCUGACUCGUCUCAGUUUUGGUCUGCUUUGCUUCCUUUUGUUGUUGCUCUCACCGCCGUUGCUGCUCUCUCUUACCCACCUAGUUUCACCUGGGUAUCUAAAGAAAUGUAUGCUCCUGCUCUUGGAGGGAUUAUGUUAUCUAUUGGAAUCCAGCUUUCUAUUGAUGAUUUUGCUCUUGCAGUCAAAAGACCUGUGCCGCUAUCUGUUGGGUUUGUUGCUCAGUACGUUCUGAAACCGCUCCUUGGGUUUUUAGUUGCUAAUGCCUUUGGGAUGCCGAGGACCUUCUAUGCUGGUUUUGUACUCACAUGUUGUGUGGCAGGGGCUCAGUUAUCUAGCUACGCGAGUUCUUUGAGCAAAGCAGAUGUGGCCAUGAGCAUUCUUCUCACUAGUUCUACGACUAUUGCUUCUGUACUCUUUACCCCUUUGCUAACUGGUCUUCUGAUUGGAUCGGUAGUUCCUGUUGAUGCAGUUGCCAUGUCCAAGUCCAUACUACAGGUGGUGCUUGUUCCAGUCACUCUUGGCCUUGUGUUAAAUACUUAUGCAAAGCCUGUGGUCACUCUUAUUCAACCCGUGAUGCCGUUUGUUGCUAUGGUGUGCACUUCAGUGUGCAUUGGAAGCCCACUUUCGAUAAAUCGCAGUCAGAUUCUGUCAGCUGAAGGCCUUGGAUUGAUUAUUCCAAUUGUUACAUUCCAUGCAGUAGCAUUUGUAUUGGGAUAUUGGUUCUCUAAGAUCCCAGGCUUACGGCAAGAGGAAGAAGUUAGCCGGACUAUCUCGCUUUGUACAGGAAUGCAGAGCUCCACAUUAGCCGGGCUUCUUGCUAGCCAGUUCCUUGGUAGCAGUCAAGCCGUUCCAGCAGCUUGCUCUGUGGUUGUAAUGGCCAUAAUGGGUCUAUGCCUUGCUUCUUUCUGGGGCAAUGGGUUUCGAAUCAGGGACAUUCUAUCGCUAUCAACACCGCAAAGCAGUGGCUACACCGCUGAAUCAUGAGCAAUAAAUAGCAGCAACAAACCUGUAAAGCAAGGGAACCACAACUUGGGACAUUGAUGACAAAUGCUUUCCGGUCUUUUUGAUUUGAUGUACAAACAGCAUUUGGGAAGUAAAGAUAAGGUUUAGAGGGGAUGGUAUAGGUAGUGUAGACCAAUCAUCUUGUAUGUAGUUUGCUAAUUCAUGGUAUAAAAGUUGAUCCUUUGUUGCCU
Molecule: messenger RNA, 1718 nt
Organism: Camelina sativa (false flax)
Lineage: Eukaryota; Viridiplantae; Streptophyta; Magnoliopsida; Brassicales; Brassicaceae
Product: putative sodium/metabolite cotransporter BASS3, chloroplastic
Cellular component (GO): membrane
Source: RefSeq, a predicted model, not a curated record